CAAAAUGAAGGGGAAAAAGCAGCAGGCUUAUAGUCCGAAAAUCACGGUAUACAAUUAGUUUUAAGUUUGCAGUAAAUUUACGGCAUCUGUUUAGUGUAUAAAAUUCGAAGCCAUUUGAAAAUAGAUUGUGAAUUAAGCAAUCUAUACCUAGUUCAAAGUACCCUCUCCUUUGACAAUAAUGUUAUGUUUAUUAAUUGGCUCUGACCCAAAAUGGCCAACAAGUCACGAAGCCCGUUCCCUUUGGCUCACAGCGCAAAUCAUCUAGCCUUUUAUAAAUAUAUUAACGUGAUAUACAGUAUAUGUGACAUCUAUAUAAAAUAUAGCAACUGCUAUCCAGCAGUGCAGUACUGCUUUCGAACGAUAGAAGGCGAUGUCAUGUUGUACUUCAGGUUCCAAGUCACGUGAUCAGUGAAGUCAAAGUGCAUCCCGACUGACAGCGAAGUAAACAUUCCCCAAUGCCACCCCGCCUGUCAUGGAUUAACUACAGUAAAGCCAAUAACAUUUGCUCAGCAUGGCGUCGUCCUCCAGCUUCGCCCCUCCGAAACUGGACGACUUCAUCCUGACGGAGCGGCUGGGUAGCGGUACGUACGCGACAGUUUACAAGGCCUAUCGAAAAGGGGAUAGUCGAGAGGCAGUAGCUGUGAAGGUGGUUGCCAAGAAGACACUGAACAAGGCCUCUACAGAGAACUUGCUCACCGAGAUAGAGAUCCUCAAAACCGUGCGACAUCCUCAUAUUGUUCAGCUGAAAGACUUUGUGUGGGAUUCUGAGAACAUCUACUUGAUCCUGGAAUGGUGUUCCGGCGGAGAUCUGUCCCGUUUCAUCCGCAGUCGUCGGAUUUUGCCGGAGGGAAUCGCGCGGCGUUUUCUGCAGCAGAUAGCCUGUGCUCUCCAGUUCCUACAUGAUCGAAACAUUUCCCACCUGGAUCUGAAACCGCAGAACAUCUUGCUGUGUGGCUCGGUCCUGAAGCUAGCAGACUUUGGCUUCGCCCAGUACAUGUCACCGUGGGACGAAAAGAGCGUGCUGAGAGGCUCUCCUCUGUACAUGGCUCCCGAGAUGGUGUGUCGACGCCAGUACGACUCCAGAGUGGAUCUCUGGUCAGUGGGAGUUAUUCUUUAUGAGGCACUGUUUGGACGGGCCCCUUUUGCAUCAAGGUCGUUUUCAGAAUUGGAAGAGAAGAUUCGGAGCAACCAGCCUAUUGAUCUCCCUCCAGGGGCCAAGGUCUCCAAGCAGUGCCGUGACCUCCUAUUGCGUCUCCUUGAGAGAAACCCGGAUGCGCGGAUCACCUUCGCCGAGUUCUUCACGCAUCCCUUUGUGGAUAUGGAGCACAUGCCGAGUGCCGAGAGCUUGGGGAAGGCAAAAGAACUGGUCCUGCAGGCGGUCCAGAAGGACCAGGAUGGCGAGAGGUCCGCUGCACUCUCUUUUUACUGUAGCGCCCUGGAGCAUUUUGUCCCUGCUAUUUAUUAUGAGACUGACAGACAGCGAAAAGAUAUCCUUAGGCAAAAGGUCCGCCAAUAUGCGUCACGAGCAGAAGAGCUGAAGGCCCUGGUAGCCUCAGACAACAAGUUAAUGUUUGAGGAGGCGCGCACUUCCAGGGACAUUCUCCGAGAAAUGUCUCGUGAGCAACCACGCUUGCUGGCAGCGCUGGAGAUGGCUUCAGACAUCAUCGCUAAGGAGCAAAUUGGAAUGGACGAAAAUGAGGCCUUGGAUGAAUACCAGAAGUGUUUAGGAGAACUCCUAUUGGCGCUUGCAGCUGAGCCGCAGGGCCGCCGACGUGAGCUGCUCCACGUUGAGAUUAAAAGCCUUAUGAGCAGAGCUGAGUACCUCAAGAAGAACAUCAAGAUGCAGGAGGCUGAGAGAGAUGUGUCACUGGAUCGGGAACCCUUAGCGGACUCGGUCAGAAGUUCAUGCUGUGUGCAGUAACCCUGAAGGGCCACAGUGGGAAAACAGCUGGCUUGGACUCUUGGACGUCAUACCGAGCCGAAGCCUUCACCCUAAUGGCACUCUGUGCUCCAUGCCAAAUCAAACCUGCAUCCCUAACUCACCUCCCACACAUCUAGGCUUGGACUUGCCAGCAGCGAUCCAUGUUUCAGUUGUUGCUGUUGGUGAGGUAGCAUGUAAAGACAGCAGAGCUUGAGCUUGUCAAGCUGGUCAAAUACGACAACACACUUGUUUUAUAGCUCACAAUGUGUACCCCGAGAAAAAAAAACUGUUUACAACAUUUAACCUACAAAGCUGGAUUUACACUGCAUGGUACAAGGGGUGCCAUUCUGUUUUUUUUUUUUUUACUAUGUGGGUUGAGCAGGGUAGACUGAAGCCAACUAAAGAAAAUGUCGUGACAUAUUCUCCGCUAGCAUUUAAGACUGAUCGUAAACAUUAGCUGCUGUGCUUUAUCACCCACCCUAUGCACUGCCCGGAAUGUAAUGGAUUCUUACACACUUCUUUUGACCACCACUAGUAACUCCUGUCAACAAGUGAAAGGGAUUUAAUUCAAAGGAAUUUAUGGAAAACUGUGAAAAUGUGGAUACUUAAUUACUGAAUCGAUUGUACUGUAGGUUAUGCUAAUGUGUGCAUAUAGUUGGACCUUUAAGGUCAACACAAUGCUUCCUGUGAUGCUAAACUUGAAUUGUUGUUGGGAAUUUAUAAACAAAUUCCCUGUACAAAAAGUGGAAAAAGGGUAGCACUGCUGCAAAAUAUAACACCUAUUUAAAAAACAUAUAAUAAGUUAUUUUUUUAAGAUCAAAGAUCAAAAUUUAGGUUGAUCUCGGUGAUCAUCUGUGACAUACCGUAUUUAAUCGGCCAUAUGUACCGUAUUUUUCCGCACAAUAAGGCGCACCUAGAAGCCUUCAAUUUUCUCAAUACUUCAUCUUAUAUAUAGAUCAAUAUUGCUUAAAUAUGGCAUUCCCUUUAGCGCAACUCCAUCUGGUGGAUGCAUAACGCAACCCUAACCACUACUACGACUACUACUACUGCGCCUUUUAAUGCGGUGCAUCCUAAAUAUGAAAACAGUUUAAACAUUCAUUGAAGGUGCGUCCUAAACUUUGAUGUGCCUUAUAGUGCGGAAAAUACGGUAUAUGCAUUAUUCAAACUAACAAACUAACUAACUUUGACAGAUUGGAUAGCAGUCAAUGAUGAUAGUUUUCAAGUGGUUUAUUACAUUCCCAAGUGAGGUAAACUGUAAAGCUCUAGAAACAUAACAAACAAAAUAGCAUAUUAUACACUGAAAUACAAAAUCAAUAAUAGAUUACUGGCAGUUUUUGCCAAAAAUAUGCAAUUCGGCCAAAAUUUGCCUACUUAUUAAGUGCUAAUGGUGAAACUUUCCCAUUCGUUUCCAAUAACCCUAUUCGCCAUACAUUUCAAUGGCACAAAAACUUUCAUUCACGCCGAUUGAUUUCCAACCCAACUGACUUAUAUGCCCCAAAAUCAGCAUGAAAUGACCCCAUAUCAACAGGAGGUAACCUCAAAAUACCCCCAUAUCAACAGGAACUGAACCUGAAAUGCCUGAAAAUCAACAGGAAGUGACACAAUAUACCCUAUUUUCGUGACCCUAGGGCGCACCGUAUUAAAAGGUGCAGGCUGAUUUUCGGGUGUAAUUUUUGUAUUUAACACACAGACAAAGCGCGCUAUUGGGCGCAUGAUAAACAUACACCAGUAUGCGCGCUAGUAUACACGCUAGCAUACUUAAAAAAGGCAAGUGGAGCAAAACUGAGUUAAAUUGCACUUUAUUAAAGAAUUAAACAAAGUACAGGUAUUUCCCAGGUUACGGGGGACUGGACUUGCGCGAUUUGGACUUUAUGACGCCGAAGUCUCAUCCGCCAUUGUGUCCAGUUGUUUUUUUUUUUUUUUUUUUUUUUUUUUUAUUAAGUUGUGUAAACAGUACCUUAUUGUACCACACAGUAUCUUAUUUUCAACUUUAUAAACUUUAUUAACUAACAUGUUCUGUUCUCACUAAAUGUGAAGUUCAGCUUGACAAACAGCAAACAAGGCAAAUGUGCUUUUUGGAGGUUUUCUUUCACUUUUGACCAUUUGUAAAGCUGUAACACAUGUAUGUACACUUAUGCUCAAAACGACACACAUUUUCAAUACAAAACACCUGACACAACGCAAUUAGUGUUCAAAUGUCCAUCUCGUCUGAUCAAAAUGUAAAUUUAGUAGAUUAAAUUAGCCUAAUUUGCCUAGCAAAAGUCUGCUAGCUUUAACUGUACAAUGGUACCGCGACAUACGAUCACUCCGACACACGAUCUUUUCGACAUCCGACGUAAAAUUUGUUUCUACAUCCGACAACAUGCUCUAAAUACGACGAACUAUGAUAGCACCGCAGUUUCAUUGUUUUGCCGCAUGACCAAUGCAUGGCAGAUUUUUUUGUGAGAGAGAUCAACAUGUGGUUGAAAAAAAGGAAAAAAGGUGAUCCUUACCAUUACCAUUAACAAGAAGACAGAUAUGAUAGAAAAAAAUGAGCGUGGGGUGUGCAUCCGUCAUAGCUCGCUCAACAAUACAGACGUAGACGGUCUAUGACGGUCCUCCUCCGUACGCUAGUCUUUAUAAGUUCAGGUGGCAAUUAUUAUUGUGGUAACAUUGCCAAAGAAAUCAUCAGCUUCGUCAGGUUUCUAAUAAUUUAUUAUUCCAUCAACUUGUGCCUAGUGUCCACCGCUGCAAGUAAACAAGGUGAAAGUGAAACUAAGUCAGCCAUGCGAUGCGUUCAGGUACACCACGAAAACACAUUCGCCACAUUAGAACCUGGUUUGUUACAUUAGUACAAGUAUUAUUAUUAUUAUUAUUAUUGCUAUUAUUAUAUUAUUAUUCCGAUUUUUAUUCAUAAUGUAUUUGUUUUGCUCUUUGUAAUUGAUAUUUGCAAUAGUAACAUCAAUAUUGAGAAUUUAGUGUAGGUUUUUGGGCUGUGGAACGAAUUAAUGGAAUGAUAGUGCAUUCUUAUGGGAAAAUCCUGUUUGACAUACGACCAUUUCGACUUAAAAACAAGCUCCUGGAACGAAAUAACUUCGUAUGUAGAGGUACCACUGUAUUUCCAAUUCUCAUAGCAAAUCGCUCACACAUAACUCCACAAACUGUAGCUCUGAACUUAAUUACAAAUGCAUACACAAACAUAUAUUAGCUAAAAAAAAAACAACUUCCAGCCUUAUGUGGGCCAAACGAGAGGGAAGCUAAGGGCGUAACAUAAAACGAGCCACACAAGUUUACAAGUGGCACAAAUGUAUUUACUAAAGAUGCACCGAUACCGAUACUAGUAUCGGCAGGGGGCGCCGAUCCGGGCCGAAAUGGUGGUAUCGGUAUCGGCGAGUACCAACAAAGACGGCGGCGAUACCAUUUACCGGUCCAUUAUUAUAACAUUUGACCACAGCCUUUUUCUCCUUCUGGCGCUCACUACACUCUGUCUCUGUGUUGUGUGAUGACACGUGAACACCAAGCAGCUAUCGCUAUUGGCCUGCUCCAGACCAAUGAGAGCGGGCCAAUAGCCACUCCUGACCAAUCAAAAGGGGGCUUUUUCAUAUGGACGAAAAACAAACCAGGAAAUAUGGCGGCGCGGCGGCGCGGCGGCGGUCGGGAAAUCUUUCCAAAUAGAAAUCCUGUUGAUUAAAAUCAAUGGCUGCAUGCAAGAUUUGCGGUCUGAAAGUUUGGAGAUGUGGAGUUAAAUCGGCCAGUUUCAAUACCUCGAACUUGAUAAAACAUUUGAAGACGAAACGUGAACGAACACAACGAGUUUGAGCCUGCAAGAGCAGGACUGCUAUCCAGAGGAAGAAGGCCGCUGGACCGGAGAAACAAUUUCUGGUCAGUUCACUUCGUCUACUUUACUUUUAUUGUCUUUUACUGAAAGAAACACCGCAGUAAUUUGGGAAGUGUUUCCAAAGUAUUGUUGCCACCUUUCAGAAAUAGAAAUAAGGGACUCCCACCUCCCGAAAAAAAGGAGAGGCGGGAUGCUGUGGUCAAUUAUUAUUACUUAUAAUUGUUAGCGUCCGCAAAUGCGGAAACAAGGUUGAACCUCGAAGCAGACAACAAGCGGGGGAUACAUAAAAGGGUUUAAUGAUUGCAAACAAAAAAUAACACGCGAUCGCGGGACAGUAGAAAUAACAAAAGGAGUCCGUGACAGCAGGUCGACGGACAAACUAAGAUGAUAGGCAGCGGUUACAAACGAGAGCAGCACACUAACAGAAAAACCCAAUGCAGGGGGAUAACAAGCAAAUGUAGCGAGAUUAUUGUGCCAGAUGUCAAAUAGCGAUCAGCAAGGCAAAUAUCUCGGCAGCCUUCUCUGAGCUCACCCGUGCUUAAAUGCUGCGUUGAUGAGCCUGUAUUGGAUUCAAGUGCCACGCCCCCACGCCCAGCAACAAAACACAAUCUAACCAGCAGCAGAAUGUGACAAUAAUUUCAUGAAAGUUGCACUGUUUGGACUUUGAGAGGUUUUAAAAAGUUUAUUCAGUUCAUUCAGAGUUUAUUAUUAUGAAUUUAUUUUUACUUUCUUACUGUUGGACUAGUAUUAUACAUGUUUUAUUAAUUUCACAAAUUUAGCACUAUUUUUGGCCUUUGAGAGCGGAAGGUUUAUUCAACUAUUGUCUACUAGGGUUUAGUGUACUUUUUCCUAUUUUGCAAAGGUAAGCAACAGCCUGACAAAGCCUUGAUAGCAAUGAUUUCACAUCCAAUUAUGUAGCUCUUUGGAAAAAAAAAAUUAAGAAAAAAAAUAUAUAUAUAUACAUAUAUAUAUAUAUAAUCGGGGUGGUAUCGGUAUGGUAUCGGUAUCGGCCGAUACUGCACAGCCAGGUAUCGGUAUCGGGGCCAAAAAUGGUAUCGGUGCAACACUAGUAUUUACACAGUCAAACUCGCAAUGAACAAAAUAUACAAAAUGUGGAUGAAGCGCGACUCCAGGGUAAGCCCAGGCCAAAAUAACAAAAGGUAUGAUUAAACCCCACACGCUAACUAAACCCUGAUCGUGAAAAAGAACAAAGAAAAGACAGCCGCUAACCUAGCUUCUUACGCUAAACAAAACAGGAGAAAACAGGUUGAACAGAAAUGGCAGCUUACCCCUACUGCUUCAGUGCUCUUAUUUAAAGUGGUGAACAAAAACGAUCCAAUAAUGAAUAAACACAAAAGACCUCAUCGAAAAAGCGGGAGUGUAUCAAACUAGCGAUCAAAGCACACGAGAGUGGAUGGCGAGCAAACAGCUGGCAAGGAGGACCGCGACACGAAUCCUGUCAAAUGCGACCUCAGCUGUCAGUUGACAGCUUCUGACUUUUCAAGCUUGGCGCCCUUUUUCGUGGCCAAUCAGCGGCGGCGAUGUCGUCUGUCCAUCUGGCGUCGAUCAGCUUACGUCAUGUUGGGAGGGGAGGCAGCCAGCUGGCGGAGGCGACGAUCAACUGACUGAAAGUCUCGAAAAACAAUAAUUAAACGGCCAGGCCUGUCACAGUCUUCCUCUUAAAAGUCACCAUAGGUGGCAGUUUCUUUUUCUUUCGUGUAGGUACAGGUUCUCCCACUUGAA
This is a messenger RNA of Corythoichthys intestinalis (scribbled pipefish), 7481 nucleotides long. It is a transcript of the gene ulk3, whose product is annotated as unc-51 like kinase 3. Gene Ontology annotation, molecular function: ATP binding; protein serine/threonine kinase activity. Gene Ontology annotation, biological process: regulation of autophagy; piecemeal microautophagy of the nucleus; response to starvation. The transcript is spliced from 17 exons. Lineage: Eukaryota; Metazoa; Chordata; Actinopteri; Syngnathiformes; Syngnathidae. The coding region runs from base 512 to 1921 and encodes 469 amino acids. The record is from RefSeq and is a predicted model, not a curated record. Gene Ontology annotation, cellular component: autophagosome; phagophore assembly site membrane; cytosol.